CACUAUACUUUGGCAUCAAAGUCCCAAAGUCCCUACACAUGCUUCAGUAUCAGUAUCACAUUAUCUACCAAGUCUGAUGGCUUGUAAAGGUUCAUCUUGAUUUAUGCCCACCAGACAAGUCGUAAGUCGUACUUCCAGCAGCAGUGUGAGGCCGACAGAAUGCUAACAUUUUUUAAGUGCAAUUGUCAUUCGUUUCUUUCUUUUUCCCCCUGGCGGAUGCACAAUAACAUUUUUACAAUUUUUAUCCGUCAAAAUUUGGAAGGGUGUUAGUUACGAACUUAAGAUGCUAUCUAUUUUUCCUUCUACGUGUCCUACAACAAAAAGGCAUCCAUGUAACCCAUCCUAAGGACUAUACGGUAAUGUCAACUAAUGGUCCAAAGCCUGAGAAGCCUAGCCCCACUAACCUCCCAUAAGUUCACUUAAAUGGGGUGCCCGUGUUGCGAAUUUAAGUCGAGUAAUCUUUUAUUGAUCCGUUCAAUAGGAUUUUGAAGGUUGAGAACUGAAUUAUUUAAUUUUUGAAUGAAGAAGAUAUUGAAAUUGAUCGAAUCAGAUCGAUUUAAUAGAGUAUUUGAAUAGUUCUCAACUGGUAAUUUGUUUGACUGAUUGUGUUUGGAAGGAAUUUGUGAUCAGUUUGAUCACUUAUGUGAUGGUUAGUCUUAAUUUUAACAAAUUGUGAAUUGUAGGAAACCAAUUUCAAAUUCUUUGUACAAACAUUGUGACUGAUAACUACAUUUUUGUUUGCGACUGAUAACUACAUUUUACCAUCGUAUAGAAGGCCUCCCUAAAGGUCGGCCAAUUAUUUUGUGGUCCACGGAGAACUUAAUGAAAGAGAAGAUACAUGGAUAUGUUGUACCAGUAAUAAUUACGAUACGUAAUUAAUUUGACGUUUGACGUGGAAUUGAAAAUGUUGCAAUAGAUGCAGAAUGACAAGAACUUGUACUGCAACUGAGUACGAAGAGGCGUAAAAGGGCAGACUAUUUUCCUUGGAUUCAAACAAUCCCAACUUAACUCAAGGCAGGGGGCGUGUAUUAGGCCAUUAGGGUACAUGGAAAAUACUACGAUCUAAAUUAUCUAAUGUAAUCCCUUGAAAAUUUCCAUACAACAAAAUACCUUCGAGAAUACAGCAGGGGACGUUCAUGUUUCAAUCUUUGCAAAUUCUUCUUGAGUUGUCAACAUGAUGUACGUACUGUGGAGUGCGGAGUCUACUGUCUUCCUUUUAGUUGGUAAAAAAUGUCACUGAUUGACUCUUUAGCACAUCGCAAUCCCAGGGUCGGCUUCUCUUCGCACAGCAAUGAAAAAUGAUGAAGCCAGAAAUCAGCUUAAAGUUCCAUAACCAUCUCAGCUGCAAAAGGUGAAAAAUUGGGUAGCCACCACGUGAACAUUGGUCUUCACGCUCUUAUAACCUUUACACGUUGCAUAAAUAGCAGUUACACGUGGUAAUCCAUGCACCUUGCUUAAUCACAUAGUUACCACGUGUUUGGAUUUGUUUUCCGUCUACCUUUCCAAAUAUAUAUUUAUAUAGUGCGGCUGUAAACCGGAAUCAGUUAGGGAAGAAGCUAGAGUCUCAACAUAUAUCUAUCACCUCCGAAAAAGAUACAAGAGAUUUGAGAGAUGUCAGGAGCACAAGGAGCACAGCCACCGGGGUCAUUCACAGCAACAACAUAUGAGUCGGUAGGAGGAGAAAACAAAACUAAGACUGAUAUUCAUUCAAAAGAAGAUGUUGGUGGGAUUCAGAUUGAUAAAUUACAAGACAAAGUUGAAGAUGCUGCUGGUCUAGGUGGGCCUGUCUUUGGUGCUGGAGCUGGUGAUGAUGAUAAUCAAAAUGAUCAGAGUGUGGGUAAACAAGAUCUUGGUGUUACUGGAACUGCUUAGUUAAGUUGGCCUAUGUUAGUUUGUUAUCAACUAAUUUCAAUGAGUGUGUAGAGUUUGUUUAGUUAUAUAUUCGACAGAUUAUGUAAACUUUGUGUUUGAUCGAUGGACGUAAUGUUGAAUAAAUAU
Papaver somniferum (opium poppy) is the source of this 1998-nucleotide messenger RNA. RefSeq lists its product as uncharacterized. Lineage: Eukaryota; Viridiplantae; Streptophyta; Magnoliopsida; Ranunculales; Papaveraceae. The transcript has a single exon. The coding region runs from base 1612 to 1872 and encodes 86 amino acids. The record is from RefSeq and is a predicted model, not a curated record.